GAGGACAUCGAGGCAGAGCGACUCCGAGCGAGCCCUGCAGAGCGGCGCCUGCAGCCCCACACCGGCCAGAGGUCAGUGGGUCUGCAGGGCAGGGGCUGCGGAGCGGGGAUGGGGGUGGGGAGCAUUCAGGACAGCCCACUGAGUGUCCAUGGCGCGGAGUGGGGUGGCACUGUGGGGUGAAGAAGCUCUGGGUUCCCCUGUGAGCGGGGGACAGGAGGGGAGAGGGGCUGGUCCCGCCUGGGGACAUCUGGGGGUGCUCCUGGCAGCACGACUGGAGGCUUUGCAUGAAAGCACUUCUGUCUUCUUAGGGUUUUUCGGGGUAAAUGUGUGGCACAGAGGUGCCGCAGCGUCUGCAAGGGCCUUUGCUGUCACACGCAGACCUGAAGGUUCCCUAUCCAUGCCCACUCUCUGUCAGCUCCACAUCGCCCUGUAGUGAUCUUCCCAAAGCCCCACUGUUGUCUGUUGUGCCCCAACCCCACGGUGGCCUCAGCCUCUCCAUUGCGGGAGCUUUCACAGAACACAGGGAUGUCCCGUGGCCUUUUGGGGUCAAUCCUGUCGCCGCAGCUCCAGCUGCAAUGCCCAGUGCAGUGCAGGUCUCCGGCUGCAGCCAUAGGAAGCUGCUCCCAUCCGCUCACCACGCUCCUGCCCACGGUGUUGCACACCUGUCUGUAAGAUUGGCUGCCAAAUACCUCUGGGGAGCACCACGGAGAAGAUGGCCCAGAGUUGGGGUGCAGGAAGGCACCCGAGCCGGCAGCACUGCCGGCAGAGGGGCCGGGCUGAUGCUGGCCGGUUGUGCACGUUGCCCCAGGACCAUGCUGAACGUGCUGCUGCUGUGCUGUGGGCUGCUGCAGGGGAUCCAGGCCAUCCUCACCUCGGACCUCAGCCACAGCCCCCUGCAGAAGAUGAGCGCCGGGCUGGGGGAGGCAGACAGAGCCCGCUACCCCAGCCUGCUGCACAAGGCCAAGGAGGCGUCGGUGGAGCUUGCUGGAGCUCUUCCCAGGCCAGACUUGGAUCAGAUGGCCCUGGAGGUGCAGGAAGGUGAUGGUAACCUCCUGCAGAAAAGCAGCGUGCUGGAACCGCAGGCAUUGUCCACGGCCCUGCAAGCUGCAGGCAGGGAGGAGCGGAGCUCCCCUCGCCGCUGUGUCCGCCUCCUGGAGUCCUGCCUGGGCCACCAGAUCCCCUGCUGUGACCCCUGUGCCACCUGCUACUGCCGGUUCUUCAACGCCUUCUGCUACUGCAGGAAGAUCAGCACCACCUUCCCAUGUGGCAAGAACUAGUGCCUGUGCCACAGGGCUGCCCGCUUGUCCCCACCGGCCUCCCCCUCUGCGGCUCCAAUAAAGCAGCAGAUAGAUAGCA
Messenger RNA from Gallus gallus (chicken), 1356 nucleotides. RefSeq names its product agouti related neuropeptide (gene AGRP). The coding region runs from base 324 to 1277 and encodes 317 amino acids. The transcript has 3 exons. Gene Ontology annotation, biological process: neuropeptide signaling pathway; hormone-mediated signaling pathway; adult feeding behavior. NCBI's taxonomy places the organism in Eukaryota, Metazoa, Chordata, Aves, Galliformes, Phasianidae. The record is from RefSeq and is a predicted model, not a curated record. Gene Ontology annotation, cellular component: extracellular region. Gene Ontology annotation, molecular function: neuropeptide hormone activity; type 1 melanocortin receptor binding.